This is a messenger RNA of Lolium perenne, 857 nucleotides long. RefSeq names its product CASP-like protein 4B1. The record is from RefSeq and is a predicted model, not a curated record. NCBI's taxonomy places the organism in Eukaryota, Viridiplantae, Streptophyta, Magnoliopsida, Poales, Poaceae.
CACUCCAUAGAAAAGCAUCAGCUCAUCUGCUCAUAUAUGUAGGAGCUCGCUUGCUUGCCAGCACGUGGUUCCUUACGUGCUAAGGCAUGGCUAUGCAGAUCGCGUCCCCCGACGCCCACUACGUCCCCAAGUCCCCACCGCCGCCACCUCCGUCCCCGCCCCCCGACCCGGCGCCGGCGGCCGCCAAGAAGCAGAAGCCGUUGACGUACACGCAGAGCGGCGCUGCGCACGCCGUGACGUUGACGACGGUCUCCGCGCCUAGCAGCAGGGACGGGGACCGGUACCACGACGAUGGCGGCGGCCAGGUGCUCGACGGGAUCAUCCUCGUGAUGCGCGCCAGCGCCGCGCUCUCGGCCUUCGUGGCCAUGUCGCUCGUCGCGUCAUGCCGCCACGGGGACUGGAUGGACUUCCUCCGCUACCAAGAGUACAGGUAUCUUCUCGGGGUCUCUGUCGUGGCGUUCAUGUACUCGGCGGUGCAGGCGCUGCGGAAGUUUCGCCAGAUGCGCCGCGGCGCCGCCCAUGCGAGCUUUCUUGACGUCGCCGGCGAUCAGGCGGUGGCGUAUCUGCUGGUCACGGCGUCAGCGGCGGCUCUCCCGAUCACGAUGCGCAUGAGGUCGGCGGUGGUCAACGUCUUCACGGACGCCAUCGCGGCGUCCAUCGUCCUGGGCUUCCUCGCCUUCGCCGCGCUCGCCUUCUCUGCCAUGCUCUCCGGGUGCAAGCGACAAGCACACUACUAGUACCACUACCAGUAUUAGCUAAGCCAGCAUGCAGCGGGUCGAGAGAUAAGAGAUUGAUUGCUGCUGUAAAGAAAUUAGUUGAAUCCAUGUAUGCUCUUUCAAUGGAACUUUUUGUUGCAA